Messenger RNA from Enterobius vermicularis (human pinworm), 1254 nucleotides. NCBI's taxonomy places the organism in Eukaryota, Metazoa, Nematoda, Chromadorea, Rhabditida, Oxyuridae. The record is from the annotation of a GenBank genome assembly.
AUGCAUUCGUUUCUAAUUUUUGGUUUAUUUAGAAUAACUUUAGAAGAUGGUUCUGUCAUGGUAGCUGAAAGAGCAUCUGACGGAUCUUUCAAAAUGACUUGUGAUGAUGAAGAGGAAGAGGAGAGGGACGAAUUGAACUCAGAAGUUGCACAAGGUUCCUCAGUAGAUGUUACUGGUACUAGUUGCGGCGUUUCGCAGAGACAGAAAAAGAAACGUGAAAGGUUACGACGCUUUGGAUUUAUAGUUGAUGAUAAUCCAGAUUUUCAAGUGGCGAACGUUACUAAAGGCGUCUAUUUGGGUAGCCAGGACGUAGCUCAUUCUUUAAAGAUUUUAAAAGAGCAUAAUAUUUCUCAUAUUAUAAACUGUGCAACUGGAGUUCGGAACAUUUAUGAAGGUCAUUUCAAAUACUUGAAAAUAGAAGUAAAUGAUUUACCUAAUGUAAAUUUACGCUCGUACUUCGAUGAAGCACACAACUUUAUGAGGAAAUGCGUUGAGGCAGGUGGUAAUGUAUUUGUGCACUGUAACGCUGGACUGUCUCGCUCUCCGACGAUAGUUCUUUCCUACAUUAUGCGUUAUGAAAGGAAAACUUUACAGGAAGCUCUUGCUCAAGUGCAAGCGAUAAGACAAGGUUUUCGCCGAAUCCUGGUUUUUUACAGCAGUUGUUUGCUUAUGAAUACGAACUACGGAGCUGCUCUUCUACCACUGACUGAGGUGUGUCUAUUAAGAUUUUAUGAAAGAGAACAAGCGGUAACUGGACUUGGUGCAGUGGCAACUGAUCUACAGAUGGCAAAUGUUGCCAAAAAUGUCUAUUUGGGAAGUGAAGAUGUGGCGAAGGAUUUUGACCUUUUGAGCUUUCACAACAUUACUCAUAUAAUUAACUGCACUCAAAACGUCGGUAAUUUAUUCGAGGAUAAAAUAACAUAUUUGAACAUCAAAAUUAUAGAUACGCAGCAAGUGAACAUAAAAAAGUACUUCGAUCAAGCUUUCCGUUUCAUAAGUGAUUGUAUCAAUAGCGGUGGAAAUGUAUUGGUACAUUGUAAUCAAGGGAUUUCACGUUCUGCAACAGUUGUUAUUUCCUAUAUCAUGAAGUCGGAGAACAAAACGUUCAAGGAAGCUUUAAAUCAAGUAGAAGCAGUACGAAAAGGUUCUUUCAACUCUUGCACUGAGUCGAUUUAUCACUGCAGUAACUGUUCAGCCAAAUAUAUGCCAAACUCUUGGAAUAAAAUGACUUUGUCUAACUCUUCAUUAUGCUGA